AUGCAGGAUAACAACAUCAAUUCCUUGUAUAAAGAAGGUUUUGAAAAUUUUCAUGUAAGGUUGGAAGAGUUUUUAACUGUAAACGAAAUAAUCUGUGAUAAAAAUUCAGCAUAUUUUAAGAUAUGUUCAAGUGCAUAUGUUGAAUCAACAGAUAUAAUUCAAACAUCAGGAAGUUAUUAUGGUAAUGAAUGGUUUAGCGACAUUGUAAUUUCUUCUAAUGAAGAAACUAUGUG
Funneliformis geosporum is the source of this 233-nucleotide messenger RNA. The record is from the annotation of a GenBank genome assembly. NCBI's taxonomy places the organism in Eukaryota, Fungi, Glomeromycota, Glomeromycetes, Glomerales, Glomeraceae.